GGUCGGUGUCUCGCCCUCGCUGCUGCAGCUAGUCCUCAAGGCGGAGCAACUCGCUAUACUCUGACGCGGUAGCAGCAGGGUGCUCUCAGAUGCGGCUGCUGUAAUUACGUGUAGCUGACAUCCGUGUGGUGGUUUGGGGGAUGCGGGAGUUAGUUAUAGUCAGCUGACGGGAGGAACGGGAGAGGCGACACUGAACGACGACAGUGAAGGGGGCGACAUCGUUCACAGUCGGUCAGGGGAAUGUAGCUAUAGGAACGCCAGUAACCAUGACAACCGACCCAAACUCGCACCUGGUGCGGACGUGGCUGUCCCGGAACAAUGACUCCUCCGAGGUUCUCCGGGCGUCUACUCGGGAUCUCCUGCGUCCCUUUGCCUGUUUCUUCAUCCUCGUCGGUGUCGUUGGCAUCAUCAGCAACAUCGCUCUGGUUGUCAUCCUCGUGCGCCGUCGUCUGCAUCAGCAAUCUGUGUUUCAGUUGGUGGCAAAUCUCGCCGUUGUGGAAGUCGUGCGGUGUAUGAUUGUUCUACCUUUGAUAUUAACUACAGUCUUUGUGAAGGACUGGAGACUCGGAAGCCUCCUGUGUUUCGUGUGGCCCGUACUACUUCCGUGCACCAUUCACGUGACAGUGUUUGGCCUUCUUGCACUGUUCGUAUUCCGCUAUUUGAAAAUAGUUCACAACGCUAAAAGCCCCAUUCCUGCUUGGACAUGUAACGUGACAUCAUGGCUAUUGGCGAUAGCAAUUCUAACGCCACAUGCAGCUUUUAAACGGUACAUAGAUUUACAUCCGGUGCUGGGGUCUGCUUUCAAAGGGAUCGGAAUAUGUGUGCUUCGUCCCGGUGCUGAGGAGAAAAACAAAGAAUAUGUUUUAAGUAUUUUCUUCGUGUUUUAUGUGGCUCUGUUCAUAGCAAUAAUGGUGCUAGCUGUUUUAGUUCAAGUGAGGAUUAAGUCACGUGAAAGAGAAUUUCCCCCGGAAACUAAUUCUUUUUCUAUGGAAAUGAACAUCCGGGUCAGUGAGAAAGAGGACGAUGAAGAGGAUAACCUCAAAUACCCAAAUUCUGCCAUGUUGGAAUGUGAAGAUCUCAAGAGUUCCGACGCCUUUAUGUUAGAAAAGCAGUCGGAAGAAUGUUGUAAGCAAACACCCGAACCGCUCCCCCAAGUUGACCAACCUGUAACCAGCAAGAAAACGAAGUUGAAGGAAGAUACGAGAAUGCAGAAGUUCCUUGGAUAUAUAACAGUUUUGUUCGCCUUACUCUGGCUGCCAUUUUAUAUUCACUAUCAGAUCGAGGCUCUGGCCGGAAAUGAAGAACCUGGAAAUUAUGUGUUGUAUCUGUCGCUUCUUCUGAUUGGCUACCUCGCGUCGUGGUCUCUACCAAUCAUGUUUUCUCUCUGGCAAGUUUCAAAGGCAACAAAAUACAAAAUAAAACAGUCUUUGAGUCCACUGAACUGGGGCACAAAAAGCGAAAAAUAAUGAACUACCCGAAUAACAACUACGACAAAGUCGUCAAGCGUCGCACGCAAUAUCAGUCCGGCUGUCGGCUUGACCAGUCAACAGGACUUGAGUUUUGUGAAUAGAGUUUUAGACACGUGUCACGAAGCUUGUUGGACAAAUACAUUCCAUCUAUAUGGACUCAAACGAUUUCACUGACGAUGACUCUUUACCCAAGUAUUCAAAUAUAAUUAACGAAGAGUACAUGAUAAAGUCGAAUGGAAUGUAAAAGAUUAAAUGAUAUUUUUAUUUAUUUAUUUUUCAAAUGUCAGAAAGAGUUCCCAGGCUACGCGAAUGGACCACUGACAUCAAUAUAUGUGUAUAUUGUCAUGACAUAUUUAUGUACAUAAUUAUAAGUUCUGCUCAC
This is a messenger RNA of Haliotis rufescens (red abalone), 1851 nucleotides long. Its product is annotated as neuropeptide Y receptor type 5-like. The record is from RefSeq and is a predicted model, not a curated record. Gene Ontology annotation, biological process: neuropeptide signaling pathway. The coding region runs from base 267 to 1466 and encodes 399 amino acids. Gene Ontology annotation, molecular function: neuropeptide receptor activity. Gene Ontology annotation, cellular component: membrane. Lineage: Eukaryota; Metazoa; Mollusca; Gastropoda; Lepetellida; Haliotidae. The transcript has 2 exons.